This is a messenger RNA of Williopsis jadinii, 753 nucleotides long. RefSeq names its product Rab family GTPase YPT6 (gene YPT6). The coding region runs from base 28 to 633 and encodes 201 amino acids. Lineage: Eukaryota; Fungi; Ascomycota; Saccharomycetes; Phaffomycetales; Wickerhamomycetaceae. The record is from RefSeq and is a predicted model, not a curated record. The transcript has 4 exons. Gene Ontology annotation, molecular function: GTPase activity; GTP binding.
ACAAUCUCAUAAAGAUAUAUCACAAGAAUGAGCAAAUCUAAUUCACUAAGCAAAUAUAAGAUCGUAUUCCUCGGAGAACAAGGUGUUGGUAAAACGUCCUUGAUCACCAGAUUUAUGUAUGACACUUUUGACGACAACUAUGCUGCCACAAUUGGUAUCGACUUCCUUUCCAAGACUAUGUAUCUCGAUGACAAGACAGUAAGACUUCAACUAUGGGAUACUGCAGGACAGGAGAGAUUUAGAUCCUUAAUCCCUUCUUACAUUAGAGAUUCUCAUGUUGCAGUUAUCGUAUACGACAUCACAUCCAAGAAAUCGUUUGACCUGACAAAUAAAUGGAUAGAGGAUGUCAAAGCGGAAAGAGGAGAAGAUGUUAUACUGUGUCUCGUGGCUAACAAGAGUGAUCUCGUUGAUAGUAGACAAGUCUCCGUUGAAGAAGGAGAGAAAAGGGCAAAAGAACUCGGGUGUCAGAUCUUCAUAGAAACAAGUACCAAACUGGGAUAUAACGUGAAAAGCUUAUUCAAAAAGAUCGCAAAGAGUCUCCCUGAUUUCGAAGAGCCAAAGAGCGAGAAUCCAGAGAUGAUUGAUAUAGCAGUUGAUAGCAAACCUCAAGGCGAAACACAGUGUCAAUGUUAAUCAAGAUUCUAAUAAUUGGACAAUGUAACAACAGAUAUCGUUAUUAAGGUCACAUGCACAUAUAGCUCUACAACUUGAUUACUCAAAUAGGUGUCUGUAACUAUUUAUCGAAUACUUCCA